GCGAUCUUUGUCACAUUGAGCCAUGGAUGACAAUGUGCCGAGCUGUACACAUGGCACAGAGGAUAUUGAUUUCAUCCUGAUGGGUCCGAGUGGAUUUUUAGGUGCUGCAAUUCUCCGUUAUUUGCAGUCCUCCAGUUUUUCGGUUUAUCCAACAAGACUUCGGCUGAAAGAUAGGUUGGGGUUGGAAGCGCUUCUGGAUGAAAUAAAGCCAAAGCUUGGAGUUAUAUGUGCUGCUGGUGAGCGUGGGAGACCAAACAUUGCGUGGUGUGAUUCCCAUCCUGUUGAAACAGUCGAUGCAAAUAUCACUGGACAGCUGUCCGUGGCGGCUGCGUGCCAUGAACGCGGACUUCACGUGAUACUGGUGGGAACUGGAGCCCUGUAUGUCACAUCGGAAAAGAAGAGAAAAUUUUCAGAAAGUGAUCCUCCGAACGGUGGCUCACCCGGAGUUUAUACUGCUCUCAGGCAGAAGAUGGAGGAGUUGACCAAUUUCUUUGAAAACGCGCUGGUCAUCAGAGUGCUCUAUCCACUCAGCUCAGACCUAGAUGCACGAGGCCUUUUGGGCAAGCUAGCAAGGUUUCAGCAGGUGGACAGCGUGGAGACAUCAGUUACAGUCCUGGAUGAUUUGAUACCCCUUUUACCAGUCCUGGCAAAGCGAAGGGCUGCUGGUGUUUUCAACUUUGUCAAUCCAGGGACACUAUCCUAUGCACAGAUAGUUUCGCUGCUGGCAGAGAGGAUAUCUUCAUGCGCCGAGUGGACUCCUCCGACGAUUCGCGGAGCAGGAGCUGGAAAUAAGGCUGCGGCAGAGCUUGAUACCACUCGUUUGCAGGACGCAAUCGGGGUGCCAAUACCGCAGGCCUCAGAAUCGGCCAAGCGCAUAGUGGCAGAUUUGAAAGAUGACGAGAUCAGGCGUUUUGUACAAAGUCUACAGAAAGCACCUUAGAAAUCUUAGAAGAAAUGGAAUGGCAGCGCUUAGUGCGAAAAGGAUCGCAGCAUUGUUUGAAG
Molecule: messenger RNA, 1002 nt
Organism: Cladocopium goreaui
Lineage: Eukaryota; Dinophyceae; Suessiales; Symbiodiniaceae
Source: the annotation of a GenBank genome assembly